Poeciliopsis prolifica (blackstripe livebearer) is the source of this 990-nucleotide messenger RNA. RefSeq names its product complement C1q-like protein 4. Bases 1 to 720 code for a protein of 239 amino acids. Gene Ontology annotation, molecular function: protein binding. The transcript has 7 exons. The record is from RefSeq and is a predicted model, not a curated record. NCBI's taxonomy places the organism in Eukaryota, Metazoa, Chordata, Actinopteri, Cyprinodontiformes, Poeciliidae.
AUGGAGUACUUACAAAAAGAAAAUGAAGCCCAAGCAACGAAGACAAGAGAACUGGAGCAAUUGUACCAAGCACAAUCAGCUAAAGUUAAAGAAUUGGAACGGCAAAAGUCAGAGCUCCUGCAACAAUACCAAGCACAAGAGGCUAAGCUGAAGGAGUUGGAAUCGCAAAAGAUUGAGUUGGACAAGCUAAAGCUGGAGUACCAAGCACAGGGAGAUGAACUGCAGCAAAUUAAGAUCAGGACAAACUUAACACAAAAGCAGGUGGAGGUUCUGAAGAGAGAAGGAGAAGUGAAACAAGUGGCAUUCUCAGCCUCCUUACUGGACUCAGGUGGACGGGACAUUGGACCUUUCAAUGCAUACACGACUUUGAUAUUCAAAAAUGUUGUCUCAAAUAUUGGGAAUGCCUACAAUUCAAACACAGGGUUUUUCACUGCCCCAGUGAGAGGUGUCUACCACUUUAAUUACCACAUCUAUGGACAUGGACAUUCUUCACAAGGUUCAGGUGCUGUGCUGGUCAAGAAUGGAGAGUUUAUUUUCAUGGCAUAUGAACAUCAAACUUCACUCGGCGCUAACUCUGCUAACACUGUCACGUUGCUGUUAGAGGUUGGAGAUGUUGUAUAUUUGCUUCAAAGGGCUAAUACAAGGAUUUUUGAUGAUCAGUUGCAUUAUACCACGUUCAGUGGUCUUCUACUUUUUCCUUUGUGCAGUGAUGCAUGCUAAGUCAUUUGUAGCAGUGUUAUAGUGCAGUAUAACAUGUACACAAAAGAUAAACAAACUGCUCAGAAGACAAAAUACCACAAAUAAAAUGUAAAUUCACUUUACAGAAGGGCAGUGGUAUUAAGACUAAUUUACCAUAAGGUGUUUUCUGCAGAGAACUUUUACAUAAUCAGAAUGACAAAAUAUUAAUUUUAAACCAUGUACACCAAAGUAUAUCUCACACUAUAACUGUAAUUUUUGUACUGCAUGCUGUAUGUCUGAUUUGAUUUUUAA